CUGUAGCUUUAUCCUUCUCUGCUCUCUUAAUUAUUUUACUAACUAUGGUACUGAAGACUCUCACAGGUGGAUGGUCUCUUUUCUUCCUGGCUGCUGUUAUUCCUGGUGUACACCUCCAGGAAUACAGCAGCUCUAUCCAGCCUACCUUAAGCACUGAGCAGGCCACCGAGACUCUGCCCUACCAACCCUCUGAGGCCGUACAUCCAAUAGUCAUCCAGGAGAACAGCAGCUCCAUCCAGCACCUCUCCAGCUCCGAGCUGCCCAUUGAAUUUCGGAUCUUCCAUCCAGUCCUUCAGCCCUCUGAGUCUAUCCCUCCUAUAGGGACCUACACACUGAUCAACCUUACUGGUAUACCAUGCAUCAAAGCCAAGAUGGGGGUUGAGUACAUAAUCACUGAAAAGAAGACCUGGUACUUGAGCCUGGACCCGAGCAGAGUUAGGACCACCGGGUUCUGUGAUAAAGAUAAUGCUGUUCUCUGCCUCACACUGCCGAACAGCGCAGCCAGUCUGCAGUUCGUCUUCAGAAAGGAGAAGGACAUCUUCUGGGUCACCAAGCUGACCGCUCAUGUGAAUCCUAUGCCUGUCUGCAACAAAUGUGCAAAUAGGACUUACUCAGGCCUGCUGGACAAUGAAAAGCUGUUUGCUACAGCUACAGGAUACAGCUACAAGUGCCAUUCUGAGAAUGUGUUCAAGAUGUCCUCAGAGCUGAAGAUCAAGCUGGUUCCUCUGCAGCUGCAGGCCUUCAAUCUGUCCAAAGGGGGGUUUGGAAAAGAGGUGGAGUGCUGGGCAGACUACUACAAGCGAGUCGUCCCCAUCAUCAUCGGGGCCGUAGUGGUGUGCAUCAUUCUGGCAGCUGUGAUAGCCUUCCUCAUCAUCAGAGACCGCCGGACAGAAGGCUACGACCGCCUCUGAGCUCCUAUGAAACUUGAUGGAGAUGUAUUCAAGCUCGAUGAAUACUGCUUUUUGUUUCUGUUAUUAAAGCUUUGUGAAACUUUCUCGACUUAACUUGAAUGUGACAUUUUGCUUCUGGGAUUCUUCCAAGAACUAUAAAGGUCUAAUGUUUGAUUGUA
Messenger RNA from Notolabrus celidotus (New Zealand spotty), 1069 nucleotides. It is a transcript of the gene lamp3, whose product is annotated as lysosome-associated membrane glycoprotein 3. NCBI's taxonomy places the organism in Eukaryota, Metazoa, Chordata, Actinopteri, Labriformes, Labridae. Bases 45 to 911 code for a protein of 288 amino acids. The record is from RefSeq and is a predicted model, not a curated record. The transcript has 8 exons. Gene Ontology annotation, cellular component: membrane.